CGUCAUUUUCGUUUCAGGAAUACAUCACGGCUUUACUAGUAUCAUUAUGCAGCUCAUUUCAUGUGUACUAGCAUUGCAUGAACAGUAGCGUGUCAACUUGAGGGUUCGCGGUGCUUUGUUUGGAGACGCUGCUUUUGCAGAAAGUAGAAAGCAGAGCAUGACGCCAUGAGCUGAGCUCUGAAACGUUUGAGAUCAAAGGCACCGCAGUUAAGUUCAGAGGCACCGGACGCCGCGGUUACAUCUGUUGCCAUGCAGCAGUCAGAGAGCGGCGGAGGGGCGGCGACUUCUGAAGUCCAGCUCAACGACCAGUCCAACGCGCUCAUCGCGUGUAAAGUGCCCGAAGAGGUUUUUAAUGAGCAGCAGUUAAAGGAGCAGUUUGAGGCUUUAUUCCGUGCGUUUGAUCCUGACACAUCCUUCCAGUUCUUUAAAAGCUUCAGACGGGUUCGGAUCAACUUCACCAAUGCGUUGGCAGCAGCCGAGGCCAGAGUCAAACUCCAUAAGAGCGAAUUCAAUGGAAAGGAGAUGCGUCUGUAUUUUGCUCAGGUGGUACAUAUCGGCAGUCAUCGCCUUGAGCCUCCUAAACCAGAGAAGCAGUUCCUCAUCUCUCCUCCGGCAUCACCCCCUGUUGGCUGGGCGCAGUCGCAGGAUGCUAUGCCAGUCCUCAACUAUGACCUGCUGUGUGCCGUGACUAAACUAGGACCAGGAGAGCAGUAUGAGCUCCACACUGGAACCACCAACACACCCAGUGUGAUUGUACAUGUGUGUGAGGACGACAGCUCAGACGGUGAAGAUGAAACUGCAGAGGGCAGCAAACGCAUGCGUCCCAAGAUCAUCCAGACCCGUCGCCCAGACUAUGUCCCAUCCGUGAACCAGUGAGCGGGUAAUUCUGGGCCGUUUAUUCUUCGCGACCAACACGGGAAUUACUAGGAUACAUGCAGCCAUGCAGUUCGUCAUCCUCACCACCGGGGAGAUCGGCGAGCAUCAAAUCCUCUUCCUAGUUAGUGAGGGGGUCGACCAUGCUCAUAAACUCAUGUUUCAUUUCUUAGCAUCCAUCUCUGAUGGAGUCAGAGACUUUGAGGUCUUGGGAGAGUUUCUCUCGUCUUACGAAUGUCAUUAUUUGCUUGACGUCACAUCUGUGUAUUUUAAUAAUCCGAGAGAAAAGCAACAGAAAUAUCUGAUUUACAGAAAGAGUUUUUGCCUGAAGUGUGUAUCAUUCGGGGCCACUAAUAUGUACUCAUCGUCAUUAUCAUGUAUUGUCUCUACGUUUAGUCAGUUAAGCACUCAUACAGUCAUUAUUAUUGUUGCUGAAGUUCUUCACGAGCUCCUCCAAGUAUUGUGCACUUUAAAAAUAGAGCCUUAUAAUGUGGUAAACUGACAACAACACAAAGUACUUGUCUUUGUAUAUAGAGCGCAACUGUGACUGCUGACUUUUUCCGCCUUGAUAACGCAAGUAUUUUUCCCAUUUAUUUUCUCUAUCAUUCACAACGUUCGACUGAUGCAAAAAAGUGUUUAAAAAUUGGUUAAAAAACACCUGUGUUCUCAAAUUCUGUUAAACUAAUCAAUCCAUGAAUAUUUGUGAAUUAUAUAAAUGUUCAAAUAAACAAAAAAAAAAAAUGACAGUCAGUAUUAAAAUAAAAUAUUGACUAUAUAUCAUUGGUUUCAUCUAUAAAUAAAGUAAAAAUAUUGACUAUACAUUUAAAAAAGCAUUUUCACUCAUAAAUUCCUAGUAAAUUUCUCAAUUAAAAAGAAACCACAUAUAAUACAUUAAAUGUGGCAUUCUGAAGUAGAAAAACUAAAAAUGGUAUUUUCUUAUCAAAUUUGCUCCAAAAACCUUUAUUUACAACUUGGAGAAAAAAAAAUUGCAGUGAUAUAAAUCAUUUGGCUGUAUGUAUAAAUAAAAAUAGAAUUAAAUAAAACAAAAAAAUAUUGACUAUACUUUGAACAAAUUUGGUGUAUAAACAAUUUUCAUUUAGAAAUUGCUCGUAUAGUUAGCAAACAUUUAUAAAGAAACCGCAAGUAACACAUUAAAUUAAACGUGAACUUUUGACAGAAAAACUGGAAAGUGUUUUUCUUGUAAAAUAAUUUUUAUUUUUUUUUUUUUUUUAUUUUUUUUUUUGCAGUGAAAUAAAUCACUCGAUGUAUUUAGAAAUAAAAUCAAGUAAAAUAAAAUAUUGAAUAAAAAUUAUUGGCUCUAUUUAUAAAUAAAAAUAUUUGCUAUACAUGGAAAUAAAUUAACUCAGAAAUUGCUAAAACACAAAUUACAAACCGUUAAAAACAAAAACAAACAAACAAUGAUAAGUAACACAAACAGAUUUCAGAAGUCAUUUGCAGUGCAUCAUGGGACUGAGUGGUCGCUUUUAAUCCGUUUCGUUGUGAUUCCCAUUUCCUUUCCAGCGACUUUCAUUGAAUCUUUGUACAUCUGGUGUAGGAUUUAGCAAUUGAACUGAAUGAUUUUUAAAAAAUAAAUCCACAGAAGCACACAUGAUCACUUAACAACCUUCGUUGGAGAAAAUGAAUGUGAUUUCUCUGGUAGAGGUCUACUGUUGCGCUCUUUGGCUUGUUAAAUGAACCGCUCUGUUGUGUUCUACUGUCUCUGGAGAUGUUGUCCUCUUUUUCAUUACUGUAGGAGAAGUUCUACUGUCAACCAGUGAUUUUAAGCAACUAUAUCAUACUGUGUAUAUUUGAUGUAUUUGAAUGUAGGCAAUAUCUUGAAAACGCUUGAGGAUUUCUAUCAACAACAACAACAAAAUCUUAUUCAUUAGGUAGCAAGAAUAUGGAAAGAGAAAGCAUUAACCUACCUUUAAUAAAACUAUCUUGACCAAAGAA
Messenger RNA from Cyprinus carpio (common carp), 2826 nucleotides. Its product is annotated as calcipressin-1-like. The record is from RefSeq and is a predicted model, not a curated record. Gene Ontology annotation, cellular component: cytoplasm; nucleus. Gene Ontology annotation, molecular function: nucleic acid binding; calcium-dependent protein serine/threonine phosphatase regulator activity. NCBI's taxonomy places the organism in Eukaryota, Metazoa, Chordata, Actinopteri, Cypriniformes, Cyprinidae. Gene Ontology annotation, biological process: calcium-mediated signaling.